AGUGCAAACGGAGCUUCACUCUGUUCUCCAAUGGCGACAACUUGGAAGCAUAAACUCUUACUCUCGUUGAUGUUUACAUUGUUUCAACUUAACCCUACUGCUUAUUCAGAAUCAGAAUCAAAAAUAUUGCUCCAAUUCAAGGCCUCCAUCAAAGACCCCAUGAAUGCCCUCUCUAGCUGGUCGAACACCACAGCCAUUCACCACUGCAACUGGACUGGGGUUUCUUGCACAAGCUCACAACCAUUUCUUGUUUCUGCGCUCUCCCUUCAAAGCUUGAAUCUCUCUGGUGCAAUCUCAGCUUCCAUAUGUGAACUGCCCAAUCUUGCUACCCUCAACCUCGCUGACAAUCACUUCAACCAGCCCAUACCACUUCAUCUCUCUCAAUGUACUUCUCUGGAGGCUUUAAAUCUCAGCAACAAUCUCAUUUGGGGCUCAAUCCCAGAACAAAUUUCUCAGUUUAAGUCAGUAAAAGUUAUUGAUUUCAGCGGGAACCGUAUUGAGGGGAGGGUACCCGAAAGCAUAGGCUCGCUGCAGCAGCUUCAAGUUCUUAACUUCGGCAGCAACUUGCUCACAGGAAAUCUUCCCCAGAAUACUUUUGGGAACUUCACUGAGCUUGUGGUUCUUGAUGUGUCUCAAAAUCCGUUCUUGGUUAGUGAGAUUCCUGCUGAUAUUGGUGGGCUAAGUAAACUCAAACACUUGGUGUUGCAAGGCUCAGGCUUUUAUGGAGAAAUCCCUAAUAUCUUCAAGGGGUUGAGGAGUUUGACAGUUUUAGACCUUUCCCAGAAUAAUCUUACAGGUACUCUGCCUCAGAUUGAUCUGUUUCUCCCAAACAUAGUGUCCUUCGACGUUUCACAAAACAGGCUUGCUGGGACAUUUCCUAAGAGGCUUUGUGGGGCUAAAGGAAUUACAACCUUGAGCCUGCACACUAACUAUUUCACAGGGUCAAUCUCCAAUUACAGUAUAAAUGAAUGCCUAAAUCUCGAGAGCUUUCAAGUUCAGAACAAUGGGUUUGGAGGGGACUUUCCUUCUUUGCUAUGGUCAUUGCCUAAAAUCAAACUCAUCAGGGCUGAGAACAACAGGUUUAGUGGCGAAAUACCUGAUUCCAUAUCAGAAGCUGCUCAACUAGAGCAUGUUCAGAUUGAUAACAACAGUUUUGUCAGUAGAUUGCCUCCUGGAGUUGGGAAAGUGAGAAGUUUGUACAGGUUUUCGGCUUCGAUGAACGGUUUGUUCGGCGAGCUUCCUCCGAGCUUCUGUGAUUCACCUGUGAUGAGUAUUGUCAGCCUUGCGCACAAUCAUUUCUCAGGCAGGAUUCCUGAGGUGAGAAAAUGCAGAAAACUGGUUUCAUUGUCUCUGGCAGGCAACAGUUUUAUCGGGGGAAUCCCUGAAUGCCUGGCUGAGCUUCCUGUAUUGACAUACCUUGAUCUUUCUGAGAAUAAUCUCACCGGUUUGAUUCCACCAGGCCUGGAAAACCUUAAGCUUGCUCUCUUCAAUGUAUCGUUCAACCAGCUGUCUGGCAGGGUUCCGAUGUCGCUGAUUUCAGGCCUCCCGGCUUCAUACUUGCAGGGUAAUCCAGGAUUAUGUGGUCCAGGGUUGCCAAAACCUUGCCUGAGUGAUGAUGAUGAUAAGUCGUCUACAGGCAAACCAUCUGGUUUUGCUAUAUUGACGUGUGCUUUAGUAUUUGUAGCUGUAGCUUUGGCACUCAUGGUUUCUGCUUAUGGAUUUUACCUGAUUCGAUGCCAUAAGCGAAAAGCUGAGACGGGCAUAUGGAGAGCACUGUUCUUUUAUCCUCUUAGGAUCACUGAACAUGAUUUGAUUAUAUCGAUGGAUGAGAAGGCUUUUUCUGUGGGGCCUGGAGGGACUUUUGGGAGAGUUUAUGUGGUUAAGUUACCGCGGAGUGGGGAGCUUAUUGCAGUGAAGAAGAUAGUAAAUUUUGCUUCGCAGUCUUCAAAAUCCCUGAAGAAUGAGAUGAAGACCCUGGCAAAGAUCAGGCACAAGAACAUUGUGAAGAUCCUGGGGUUCUGUUAUUCUGCUGACACAAUAUUUCUGAUAUCGGAAUAUAUGCCCAAGGGAAGUCUGGGAGAUAUGCUUGGGAAGCAGGAUUUUGAUCUGCCAUGGAGCGUGAGACUUGGGAUUGCAAUUGGCAUAGCUCAGGGGCUGGCGUAUCUCCACAGGGAUUACCUCCCGCGUGUGUUGAACAGGAACCUCAAAUCGAGCAACGUGCUUCUUGAUGACGAUUUCCAGCCGAAGUUGGCUGAUUUUGGACUGGAUCGGAUCGUAGGGGAGAAUGCAUUUCAGUGGAUGGUAGCAGCAUCAGAACCAGCAGCAGCGUCAUCUUGCUAUGUGGCACCCGAGUACGGGCACACGAAGAGGGCGACGGAGCAGAUGGACACGUACAGCUUCGGCGUGGUGCUGCUGGAGCUGCUGACGGGGAGGCAGGCAGAGGCACAGAAACCGUGGGAGCCUUGCGGGGUCGAUGUGGUCAAGUGGGUGAGAAGGAAGGUCAACAUCACUGACGGGCCCAUGAAGGUGGUUGAUCCCAAGAUCUUGGGGUCCUCGUCCACGCAGCAGCAGCAGAUCCUGGAAGCUCUACAAAUCGGGCUGCACUGCACUUCGGUGAUGCCGGAAAAGAGGCCAUCCAUGCCCCAGGUUGUUAAGGCCCUCGAGUCUCUCGCUCUCCCUCUCCCUCUCUCUCCAAAUUAGGGAUGAUAGCAUCCCCUAAUUUUCAGAUAUGAGUUGGGGAUGGAUGGAUGUUGGUUGGUUAGUUAGUUAUCUUUGUCCUGCCUGCUGCGGUGGAUUAUUAUUAUUAUUAUUAUUAUUAUUAUUAUUUAUCGUUUGUUAUAUAUCUAUCUAUCUAUCUAUCUAUAUAUGUAUGGCCUUGCUUCC
Messenger RNA from Andrographis paniculata, 2883 nucleotides. Its product is annotated as probably inactive leucine-rich repeat receptor-like protein kinase At5g06940. Gene Ontology annotation, biological process: protein phosphorylation. The coding region runs from base 31 to 2700 and encodes 889 amino acids. The record is from RefSeq and is a predicted model, not a curated record. NCBI's taxonomy places the organism in Eukaryota, Viridiplantae, Streptophyta, Magnoliopsida, Lamiales, Acanthaceae. The transcript is spliced from 2 exons. Gene Ontology annotation, molecular function: ATP binding; receptor serine/threonine kinase binding; protein kinase activity.